GUUUACGGCCAUUUUCUGGAAAUCACCGAAAGUGCACGUGUGGAAAGUUAUAAACAUGGAGGAAGAGAAAGCGAAUUCCUGUAAAAGGAAGUGUGAAGUCUGUGAAGUAACAGAGUCAAAAUACAAAUGCCCUGGCUGCAGUAUGCAGACUUGCAGCUUGCCAUGUGUUAAAAGACAUAAAGUACAAAAUGAAUGUGAUGGGAAAAGAUGCAAAACUGCCUUUGUUGAUAUCAAGGAAUUCUCUGAUCAAAAUCUACUAAGUGACUAUAGGUUUCUAGAAGAUGUUUCCAGGAACACUGAUAGUGCAACAAGAGAUUCAUUAAAAAUGUUCAAGUCACACAACAAGCAUAGAUACAAUUUUCUGAAACAAGCAAGAGCAAGGAAAAUCAAUCUUCACCUGUUGUCUUAUGGAAUGACAAGGCAGAAAGAAAACACAUCAAUGUUCAAUUACAAGAAAAAAUGUUUAGUUUGGCGAGUGAAGCUAAAAUUCAUUCAUGAGGGUCUGGAGCAAACCAUUCUUAGAGUUGACGAAACAACAACAUUAAAGGAUAUUUUGGGGAGAUUCAUUGAUCCUGAAAUGUCAGAUCCACUUAUUAGAUACAAACUGAAAAGUUACAUCAACAGUGGAAUAGAGAAAAUAAGAGUCUAUUUAAAAAAGGAGGGUUCAUUGGACAAUGGGUAUUUUUUACUAGAUCAGUCACAAUCACUGACACAGAUUUUGAAAAAUAAAACUGUUUUUGAGUAUCCAGAAUUUCAUGUUCUUAUUUCAGGAAGAGACGAGGAGUAUUAUAAUGUCAUAUAAGUACUUUAUUUUGAAAAUUCGAUUCGCGCAAUCUUUGGAUGGGUUUAGUAUGCGAAAGAUAUUUUGAUUUACUUGCCAAACGUGCUAAAACAUAGCAUUUUCAUGCAUAAUUAAACGUAGGUUUUUCCUAUCUUUACAAAUAAAUGAAUUAACUUAUAUUUUACCACUCUUAACACAUUUCAUCCGAUAUCUAAAUACUACAAAGUUACGUUCGCUUGACAAAUGUCAUCACCUACAGUGAAUUUCGCAAAAAAUAGCCCAAGGACCAUUAGAAAUUGAGUUGUUUUUAAAUAAACCAAAACAGAGAUAAAAACCUGUGUAUUUUUAUGGUACUAUAUCGGUAUAUCAUAUCAACUUUAUUUAUGCUUGAACCUAAUUUUACUGAAAUUGUAGCAGAGUGUGAGUCUUGAAACAAAUUUGUUAAAAAUAUAUUGUUUUGUAUGAAAUAGAA
This is a messenger RNA of Rhopilema esculentum, 1253 nucleotides long. RefSeq names its product box C/D snoRNA protein 1. The record is from RefSeq and is a predicted model, not a curated record. Lineage: Eukaryota; Metazoa; Cnidaria; Scyphozoa; Rhizostomeae; Rhizostomatidae. Gene Ontology annotation, biological process: maturation of LSU-rRNA from tricistronic rRNA transcript (SSU-rRNA, 5.8S rRNA, LSU-rRNA); snoRNA localization; box C/D snoRNP assembly. Gene Ontology annotation, cellular component: pre-snoRNP complex; nucleus.